UGAACCAGACACAAACAAACAGAGAGAGAGGAAGAGACUCACACACACACGGGCUGAGCGGGGAGACAGACGGAGUUACACCAGACAGAGACCGAGCUCAAACCGGGCGCACAUUAGGAGUGCGUAAAACCACAGCCUGAGCGCCGAAACGCAGCUAUAGUGGCUGAUUGUACGUUGGAUAAUUUUUUUUUAUGUGUGUGUGUUGAGUUUACGAGUUGACGACUUUAUUUGAGUCCGUUCCCAUGAUUUUUCAGCAGCUUUCAGUUUUCUGAAUGGACGCGCUGCCUGGGAAGCUUCUCCUCCGCAGACAUGGAAAUAAUGCGCGUUGCUGAGCGCGUCGCCGGAUGCUGAGGAGGAUAAUAAGCCCGUCUCUUGCUUUCAUUUUGAGUUUUUUUUUUUUUUUUAGAUUUCUUUUCCCGAACUGAAUACAAAAAAAAAAAAAACAUGGACGGCACCAGCUUCCAGCCCCAUCCCGGACUUCAGCAAACUCUGAAGCAGUUCCACCUGAGCUCCAUGCGCUCCCUCGGCGGGCCGGCGGCGUUCUCCGCCCGCUGGCCCCAGGACGCGCUCUUCUCCGGGAAAGAUGACGGUAGUGGUGGGAAAUCCGCGGAGAUCCUGCUGUCCCUGCCCACCCAGACCCCGCCGGUGAUGUCCGGGCCACUUUUCAUCCCCUCCGACCGCUCCACGGAGCGCUGCGAGACGGUGCUGGAGCGGGAGCCCGUCUCCUGCUUCGUGGUCGGCGGGGAGAAGCGGCUGUGUCUGCCGCAGAUCCUCAACAGCGUGCUGCGGGACUUCUCCCUGCAGCAGAUCAACUCGGUGUGCGACGACCUGCACAUCUACUGCUCCCGCUGCACGGCGGACCAGCUGGAGAUCCUCAAAGUGGUGGGCAUCCUGCCCUUCUCCGCGCCGUCCUGCGGGCUCAUCACGCAGACGGACGCGGAGCGGCUCUGCAACGCGCUGAUCUACGGCGGCUCCUACCCGCCCCGCUGCAACAAGGAGUCGGGCUCGCUGGAGCUGGAGCGGACGGAGAAGAGCUUUAAAGUGUAUCACGAAUGUUUCGGCCGGUGCAAAGGCCUGUUUGUCCCGGAACUGUACGGGAACCCGGCGGCAGCCUGCAUCCAGUGCAUGGACUGUAGACUUAUGUUCCCCCCGCACAAGUUUGUGGUGCACAGUCACAAGAGGCUGGAGAACCGGACUGUCCACUGGGGCUUCGACUCCUCCAACUGGCGGGUUUACGUGCUCCUGGACCCGGACUACAACGACCAGGAGGAGAAAGGUCACCUGGAGCAACUCCUCAAAGAGUUGAAAGGAAAAUAUGAUCUGACGGGGAAACUGUCCAAUAAAUCCUGCAGAUCUCCCAGCCCAGUCCCGGCCAAGAAGUCCAAAUUUGACAAAUUACAGUCCCCAUCGGCUGACAAAGACAGGAAACCUCACUGGUUACAAUCCCUGUCCAAGUCUGCACACAAGGAGCUGAAGCAGGUCCAGCUGAAACAGAGGCCGUCUGCUUUCCGCCCCUGGUCUCCCAAAGUAGCAGAAAAAGAGAAACCAGCCACUCAAAACGAUGCAGAAAGGUCCUGCCCAAAGACUCAGGAGGUUUCGGCUGCCCCUCUGCUCAAUCACAAGGACAGCCACACUCCUGGCAGGGGGCCCGCAGCCAUCUCCAUGCAGGAGUUGCAUCACGGUGACACACAGCCUGCAGCAAAACCUUCCCGUUGUAUCACUCCCAGUCGAGCUGACAACGCGGACACGGACGGAGAGAUUGAUGUGGAUGACUGUGAUGAAAAUCCAGUCCCGGCCUCCUCCCAGGCUUCACCUCCCUCCGCCUGCACCAGUGUGUCCUCUCAGAGCAUUGCUCAGCCUCAGGACAAAUCUUCCUGGCUGACGGGGGCCGUUAGCUCGGAGAUGGACACCAUGAGGCAGAUGCUUUAUGCUGGUCUGGACACCAAAGAGGCCCGAGAAAAAAUCCUGCAGGAGAUUGUCAGGAUGAGGGUGAAGCAAGAGGAGAAGCUGGCUGCUGCUUUGCAAUCCAAACGCAGCCUACAGCAGGAACUGGAGUUUGUGAGGGUGGCUAAAAAAGGCCGCCUCCGUGAUGCCAUCGAAGCCAAGCGCAACUUGCGAAAGGAGAUCGAACGCCUGCGCACUGAUUGGGAGAGGAAGAUGAGGGAUGCAGAGGAGUCUUGCGGGCGUUUGAAAAGGGAGUUGGACAGAGAGAGACAAGUGCGAGUUUGCGACAAAGGCUGCGAGGCCGAACGUCUGCGAGUCCGAUACUCCACUCAGAUAGAAGAGCUGCAGGUGCAGCUACAGCAGGCGGAGGGCGACCGUGAGCAGCUGAGGCAGGAGCUGCAGCAGGAGCGAGAGGCUCGACAGAGCCUGGAGUGUGUGGUGAAGAGCCUGCAAACCCAGCUGGCCCUGCAGACCAACAGCAGCGCUCCUGGAGCCUGCAGGGACUCAAGCACAGAUGCACACAGCCACAACACACAAACCAGAAACGGAUCCUAAAGUUGCACAUUUUAAGACGGGCGGAGAGACUCGACGACAAGGAGCAUGUUUAAGGACUUUGUUACAUCUCGCGAUGGACGAAAAAAAUCAAAACACAAAGUCACUUUUGUAGAGGAAAAAAUUGUCAUAUGUAAUAUGUUAUAGCAUACAUCAAUAUUAUUAUGACAAUAUGAAUUUCAUGACAUGACAGGAAAGUAGCAUGAGCAUGUUUAUCAAGAGUGAAACUGAGAAAGACUUCUUUGUUGAUGAACAGAUAUUUUCUUCGACGUCAGGGACCACCUGACGCUCUCCAAGGGUUUCGUUUUGGUAUAAGCUAUUAUAAGAUGUGCAAAUAUCGCUACACAACACUACUUGAAUAUGAAGGGAAGAAACAUGUUGCGCCUGGUGAAACGUAAGCAGAUGAUGAAAGUCUUUGUGCCACAAAAUACUGGUACACUCAGAGGUGUCGUUGCAGACCACUGGAAACAAAAGACACAAGUUUACCACUAUUUACUUUAAAUAUCCGCUUGCUUUUAAUAACUGUGUAGAGGCUGUGCUUUAAAAAAGAUGUAUGAUAAAUAUUGCUUGCGCAGUACUGUUAUUCCACAGGCAAGAAAACAAACAUCCAUAUUCAAACAUGUACGCAUGUAUACCAGCUUAUCUACCUUUUGUAUUUUAUAAACCUGAGCUAUUUGAGUUUCUGUAGGAUGCCUUCAGGUGCACCAUUGUUUAAUGCUUAGAUAUUUUAUGAAAAUGUUACUUCUUUUUUUUUUUCAGUACUGUUUUUGCACCCAAACCAUGUGGUUAAAAGCAAAUAUUUUUGCCCACACUAGUAAACUUAUACAAUACUUUAAAAAAAGAAACUCUUUUUAUGUUGAAAUGCGGUACUUCUGAUUUUUCUACGGAGCAUAGUUAAAUAAUUUAUAUUCUACAAUAAUUUGCUGCCUAUCAAUAGGAAGCGUUCAUUUUUAGUCACUGGUUUUAGGGCUCUUAAAUCAACAGUUGCCGUUUAUAUGAACAUUUCUACAUAAAUACAAAAUAUGGAGAUAUAUUUUUUUACUUUGAGAAAGUAAUUGCACUUUUUAAAGAAAGAACCUUGCAUUUUGCUCCCUGUUGACAUUUUUCAAAUCAGAUAUUAACACGAACUUUGAAAUUAAAUACACUUUCCCUCAGUGUCCUCUUAUGUAAAUACAGUGAUAUUGUAAAUAAGAUAUUUGUUGAGUAUGUUUGCGUGCUCCAGACAUAAUUGACGAUGGAUAUUUUUUUUUCUCUUACUUGAAACCAAAAAUAGACUAUUUGGAUUUGCAAAAUGGAAAUGCCACUGUUGCUGUUCCCUGGAUAUUACAGAGACCACCGGACUCACCAGAACACCACGACUUUUUGAUUUAAAGCAUCAGUGGUCGACUUAUCAAUAGUUUUUGUUGGUUUGACAUUAAAACAGAUUUUUUUUUUGAGCAGAUCUUUGUUAUUUGAUCUGUCAUAGAGUAUAUAUUACAUCUCAGACUGAAAACUGGCUAAAUGGAUUAUGAUUCUCUGCACUUCCAGCUCCCGUGUCAGAUAGAUUAUAAAUGAUAUAUUCUCUUGUUUUUGUUUUGUUUUGUUUUCCCGGGGGCUUUCGUAUAUAUUAGACAAGAAAACACUUUUAUGUCUUAUUAUUAUACCCUUGUUCAGUAUUUGUUGGGUACAGUGUAAUAUCAAUAUCCAUUUUGUUAGCCAAUGCUGUUGUAGUUUUGGUCUGGAAGUGGGUUUUCACUUGCCUCUUGUUUCAAUGUUUUCAAACUUUUUCCUUCAGAAAACUUGUAUAAUACCCAUUAAAAUCGAAAUCUCUUCUA
Messenger RNA from Cololabis saira (Pacific saury), 4310 nucleotides. RefSeq names its product v-ski avian sarcoma viral oncogene homolog b (gene skib). Gene Ontology annotation, cellular component: nucleus. Bases 445 to 2499 code for a protein of 684 amino acids. Gene Ontology annotation, molecular function: RNA polymerase II cis-regulatory region sequence-specific DNA binding; DNA-binding transcription factor activity, RNA polymerase II-specific; SMAD binding. Gene Ontology annotation, biological process: negative regulation of BMP signaling pathway. The record is from RefSeq and is a predicted model, not a curated record. The transcript has 7 exons. Lineage: Eukaryota; Metazoa; Chordata; Actinopteri; Beloniformes; Belonidae.